GUCGUACCAGCAAAGUAACACAAUUCUACUACAUUGUAUUGAUGAGAUUAUGCUUUGAAGUUUUGAUAUUGAGCUAAUAAUAAUAUUUUUUUUUUUUUUGCAGGUUUGAAAGUGUAUAUAUAUAUAUAUACACAUAUAUAUAAAGAUAUAAGAUGGCAACAAGGGUGAGGGAGAGUGGAGUGAGGGGAAAGGAGAAGAAAGGAAAUCAAGCUGAUAACACCAUGCCACAACAACACAAAAGAAUCACAACCACCAAUACAACCUCAAGAUUAAUGUCUUCUUCUUCUUCUUCUGUUGCUAAUAAUUCUGUCCCAAACUAUUUGCGGCCCACCACCGCCUCCGCCGCCGUGCAGGGCGCCGGCGGAGACAAGCCCAUUUCUUCCAGAAGAAAGUCCCUGGAUAAGCCACUACUACCCAAUCUUGAGACCGCCCACCGGAAUCUCGCCGGAGAUAAGCCAUCGCCGGCCAGAAGAAAGUCCUUUGACAGACCAAUUAUUCAACCACCACAUUCCCCACUUUCUUCUUCCCCACUUUCUUCUUCCUCUCUAGCACCUAAGCCCACUUUUUCCAGAACAAAAUCCAGUUUGGACAAUUCCAAGCCAAAAUCAUCCACAAGAACUUCUGAAGCUAAUGAUAGGAGGGGCAAAAUUAUGUCAAGAUCCAUUUCUUCAGUUUCCAAAUCCUCUUCUUCUUCUUCUCCUUCUCCCAUUGCCCAUAAUAAUCAUCUUUUGAACAGACCAACCACCCCCAAGACACCACAGAAAAACAGUACCAGAAAACAACCUGGUACUACCUUAUUGUCUCCGAAGCCAGUCAAGAAGAAGCCAGCAGAGACCAUCCAUAUCCUAACCUCAAAUCAUCACCAAGAACCAUCUGUUCCAGUUCCAGAAUCCCCAGAUCAUCAUACAGAGGUUUCUGCUAAUAACCCCGAUUCGAAUCAAACCGAAAUCAACAACAACAACAACAAAAUAGUACAAGAAAAGGAAAACAUUAAUGUUGUGGUUUCAGAUAAUCAUGAGGAAUUGGAGGAUAAUCUCAACUCCAUUGAAGAUUGCUCCUCCUUGCUAUCAGAUCCCCCCAUUCUUGAUCCUCUGGACACCAUUACUGAGGAAGGAGAGAUCUCAGCCCCCGAAAACCUCCAAGAAAUCGGCCAAAAUGCAGACACAAUACCACCACCCGAAGAUCAUCCACAGGUGGAAGAUAAAGACAACAAUCUAAAGGAAACAACACCUGCAGAUGACGAAGUUUCUGUGGAAGAAGUGGGAGAUGAUGAGACUAUGCAAAACAUCAGUGAUAAUAAUAACUGCAGUGAAGACAAGGCAGAAAACCAAGAAGAAGAAGAGGAAGAAGAGGAAAGGGAGAAAGAGAAAGAGAAAGAGAGAGACAAGAAACCAGACAACCACCAUCAUCAUCAGGAACUAGCUGAUGAAGAAGUUAAGGAAAUAACUAAUGAUCAGAACAACAACAACAACAACAACGUUGUUGUUGUUCAGUCAUCGUCACCAGAAGCCAGUAAACCGGCACUGAAGAGAAACGAGAGCGUGGUGUCUAAUGAUGUGAUUGAGGAGACUGCAAGCAAGCUUCGCGAACAAAGGAAGAAUAAGGUAAAAACAAUUUUGUAUGGAUUGGUCGAAUGCUUAUGGGGUCCAAUGCUUAUGGUGUUCAUCAGGGAUUCUGAGUUUAGAGAAGGUUUAAUUGAUCCAUUAUUUAAGGAUAAGAAUAUGCAUUGGAAGCUAGAGGGACAAUGUGCACUGGAAGAAGGUGCACUUGAAGAAGAGAAAUUAUGUAAAGAAGAAAAAUAUACACUCAAAGAAGAGAAAUUAUGUACUUAA
This is a messenger RNA of Ipomoea nil (Japanese morning glory), 1832 nucleotides long. RefSeq lists its product as uncharacterized. The transcript is spliced from 2 exons. Lineage: Eukaryota; Viridiplantae; Streptophyta; Magnoliopsida; Solanales; Convolvulaceae. The record is from RefSeq and is a predicted model, not a curated record. Gene Ontology annotation, molecular function: calmodulin binding. The coding region runs from base 153 to 1832 and encodes 559 amino acids.